Messenger RNA from Dinoponera quadriceps, 4427 nucleotides. It is a transcript of the gene Uvrag, whose product is annotated as UV radiation resistance-associated gene protein. Bases 573 to 3257 code for a protein of 894 amino acids. Gene Ontology annotation, cellular component: endosome; lytic vacuole. The transcript is spliced from 9 exons. The record is from RefSeq and is a predicted model, not a curated record. Gene Ontology annotation, molecular function: SNARE binding. Gene Ontology annotation, biological process: SNARE complex assembly. NCBI's taxonomy places the organism in Eukaryota, Metazoa, Arthropoda, Insecta, Hymenoptera, Formicidae.
GCUAUCGAGUAUAUCGUAAAUUUUUCAUCGUACUUUAAUCGUGCUUGUCGCCGAGUAAAAAACUGCGCGAUGAUAAGGACGAAAAUUUCGAUAUUGGCGAAUUUCACCUGACGUCUCGAGCACGGGGACUGAUUUGCGAACGGACAAUUACGGAAGACUAACCUCUGGGACUAACUAGCUCCUUUUCUUUUUUUACAGGUGGUUACCCUGCGAGGCUCCCCCCGACCCGAAGUCGCUAAUACCGAUAAGUGGCAAUGCGAGCUGUCAGAAUUUCUUAAAUGUCAUUACGAGUGCUCUCGGUGGAUCUUACGUGUCGUUUAAUGACUUAAGUCGACACGUAAAAUCAACGAUAAGCCGUCUCCUGUGAUCGCGUCUGUCGGACAAUCGCUGGAUACAAAUUUAUUUGUUUACACCACAUCUUGUAAUAAAACUAGUUAACCUGCGCGUACGAUUGUGAUGAUCCGUGCUAUCAAUUAAACUACUCUCUGUGCUCUCUCACUUCCUCGAAUUCUUAUCGCGGUUGAAUUUCUGCGACUGAAUGCGACGUUAUCGCGGUACUAUGAAGUUACACAAUGGAGUUUACCGAAACGCAUAACGUCGUCAAGGAUUUAGAUUUAACGCUUCAGCCGCGAAUUGUCCCGCGGUAUAAAACCUGGCUACCCCUCGCCACACAGCAGCUGAGGCUCAGGAAUCUGAUACAGAUAAUAGGCCAUAAUCUAACGGGGAAUGUAAAUGGAGAAGUAUGUUGGUUCUAUUACACUUUACACUGGACGAGUAUGUCGUCUCCGUUGUACACAAGCGAGGCAAUCGACAAUGCCAAUCCGAGAUGGUUGAGUCUGGAAGUACCUACUCUAUAUGCCACAGGUUAUUCAACAGCCAGUGAGAUUAUUCUGAGAGUCUGGAAGCGUUCAAUGGCAGGUGAUGCUACAACUGACGUAACCUUCUUCUCAUGGGGUAUAUCAUUUACUGGAUUAGCCUAUAUUGGUCCUAAGCUACCAGCGAAUCUGGAAACCAUUUUAAGAGAAAAUUCCUUAAUACUCCACUUUCAUGGUGGAUACUUCGCCCCUGUGCAUUGCUUUAUAACAGCUCCAGACUUAAGGCGAUAUCUCAACAUGUGUAUGAAUGGGUCUGAAGUGAAAAGCAGUUACACCGUGAACAAGCUCAGCAGUCUAAGAAGCAAAAUGCAGGCACUAAAGCAACAAACGGAAUCAGUACAAGCACUUAGAGUACGCAUUGCUUCGGGUGAUGAUUUUUAUACUCCUAAAUAUCCACAGACAACAUUGAACAGACUGUUGCAACCGCGGAAAGUGAAUAGGGAGAAGAAGGCUGAAAUUAUGAGAAUACGUAAGGAGCUUGAAAUGGCGAAGUUUAGGACAAAAUUGUUGGAACAAGAGAGAGCGCGUAAGAUGGGGGAGAUUCGUAUAUUGAAUCAAUUGCAUUCUAAUAUCGUGGAAGAGAAUCAAGAUCAUGGUUCUGAUUUGAUGGAGAGAUACAGGGAAUUGAAUAAAGACGUGGAAAGACUGAACGAGUGGCGGCAGAAUCAUAUAGAUACAAGGGAGACUUAUUUGCAAAUAAGUAGCCAACUUGCGCACAGGCGGCGUCAGUUAAUAUCAGAAUUAAGUUUAAUAUAUCCAAUCAGACAGGAAGAUACCGGAAAGUUCAGGAUAAACGACGUUCACUUGCCGGACAGUGAGGAAUUGGAAUUGUCCAACGAUACGCAAGUGGCCGUGGCAUUGGGCUUCGUCGCACACACGACGCAGAUGAUCGCGAACUUUUUGAACGUACCGACGAGAUAUCCUAUCAUACACUACGGCUCGCGCAGUAAAAUCAUAGAUCAAAUUACGGAGAGCUUGCCCGACAACGACAAGCAAUUCCCACUGUUCGCUCGAAGCAAGGAUAAGCUGCAGUUUCAUUACGCCGUGUAUUUGUUAAAUAAAAAUAUAGCGCAACUCCGGUGGUACUGCGGCCUGCCGACUACCGACUUAAGAGCGACGCUGCCGAAUCUCGCCACGCUAAUUAACGUCAAACCAAAUCAGGCACAUUUGGAUCAUUCGAAACGAACGUUUUCGAACUCAUCGUUGGACACCGAAGUCGGGAACGGCAAGCAACACCCACCGCUCACGCCGCCGCUGCAGAAGAUAAUUUUCGAAAAAUGCCAUCGCGCCUCGCGAUCGAUGAGUCAAUUGAAAACCAUCAAGUCGACCCUCGGUUCUUCCUUGGAUCAGGGGUUAGACAAGCCUGUGCAGUCGCCCGCGCUGGGUAGUCAGUCGAAGCGUAUUUGUAAGUCGGAAGAGAGUGCCAUUGACAAUAAGGCCUUGGUACUGGCUAAGGACAGGUCGAGCAAUAGCAGUAACGAGACGUUAAAUAGUGCCAUUCUGAAUAAUAUCGAUAACAUUACCCUUAAGGAUAAUAAUUUUGCUGACAUUAGCGAUAAGGUUGUUAUUGAGAGUAACAUAGAGAUCAUGAUACCCACGUCGGUUUCCAAAUCGAGGAACGUCGCGGACAGCUUGGAAAGUUCCGUAAGCGCCCGGGACAGGAGCUCCAAUUCUAUAAGCAGCUGCGAAAUGGCUCUCAGCAGUAGCCAAAACGACGCGGACGAGGGCUCCAAUGAUAAUCACGCGAGGAGAGAUGGAAACGACGAUAAUAAUAUUUUCCCGAUGGAAGACGGUCUGAGAAAUGUGAGGGAUGCGACGAGAGAUAGCGCGUUAAGAGACGGCGAACGGAACAAGGAGCGUAGCUCGAGUAAUGAGGCUCCGCAGAACUGUGACACGAGUAGCACGACCGUCAGCGAGCAAACUAACAGUGUUCACGAACAAAGCCCGUUCAGGGAAACUGCCAUUUACAGCAGAGAACGUUUUGCUAAAUCGUGCUUGUCUCUGGACGAUAUGUGUACUUAUGGCGAAUCGGAACAAAAGCAAAGAACAAACUCCAUCUGCAGUUAUCCGGAGGAGUGCGCGAAGGACACUGCGUUACGGGAAGAACACGACGAAUCCAGAUCGGACAAGUCAAAUCACUCCCAACUCGUUGAGAAAUGGUCGCAGAGUAUCGUGAACGAACCAGCGCCAGACACGAGGUCAAUUCUAAGCGUCCCGAAACCGGACAACUGUUUAUACGACGAAGCGAAAUCGCAGUGUGAUAUCCCGACGUCGAGCGAGUACAUAGACAUCAUCAGGCGCAGCUCGGAAAACGUGUGUGCACGUACCGAAGCUUUGGCCAAUAAGAAAACUAGUUUUAAAGUUAUGAAGCCGCGUCUUUAAUAUCUGCCUACGUGGUAAAAUUGUGCCCUAACAGUAACGCCGAAACCGACGGUAUGUAGAUAUGCACCGGACAAAAUCUCGAAGACAUGUUGAAUUCACAUCUGACAAUUACGCGAUCAUCUUUCACGGAAGUCUCGUCAAAAAGUUGAUUUCAUUCAAACUCGUGAAACGUUACGUGAAAAUAUAUUUGCCAUCUCGAUUCAUUCGCUCGAAUCAGCAAAAUAAGAUUUGUCAAGAAACCACCAUACGCCUUACGAAGCAGAUAUGGUAAUAACGCAACUCGUGAUGAAUAUACUCUGAAUCACGCGUAAAGAUAAAACUACAAACAAGCCACUUGUGCUUACCUAUUAUUCUAUUAACACUGACAGCUUUUCUUCCCGUUGCGUAAACAAUUCAGAUGAUGAUGCACAACAGAGGGGUAUUAGCAGAUAUAACGCGAUAAAAGGAUCAAUAGAACAAAUAGUUCCUCUACUACGACUGCGUAUCUAUGUAUAUGCAACAUAAGUGCAGGCGCGUUAUUAGUUAUUAUAUUGCUUUCUGUAUUUGUACGCACGUUAUGCACUUGUGUGAAACUUUAGUUAAACGGUAGCUAUGAUCAGUUGGAAAAUACAAAUUUUCUCAGUUCGCUGGUGAAAUGUGCAUAUGUAUGGAGAUAAGUUUUGUAUCAUAAGUUAUGUGAUUCCAUUAUUAUGUAUUAUCACAGAAGCUCAUACUGUUAUCGUUUCUCUGUAUUAAAGCAUUUUGAUUGAAAACCAAGGUGAAAUGUGUAAGGAGUACAGUUACACGAGAGAGAUGUAAAUACUAUAGAUAUUCUAGAUUUUUUCACUGUACUUAGCUGCUCACGUAACUGACUAAUAUAUUCAGUUUAUGUUUACAGUACAAGUAAUUGAGCAUAGUUAAUUAUAUUUUUGCCAUUGAGAAUUACUAUACCGUGAAUUUAUGUACGAGGACCAACCAAAGUACUAAACCAGGUUAAUUGCUUAACAAAACGAUCAUGUAAGUAAUUAGAUGAUCCUAAUUAGCCCGUAAUUAAGUGAACGUGGAUAAAUGACUUGAAAACAAAUUGUUCGCGAGACAAAGUUUCAUUGUGGAACUUGUUAACAACGGACUAUUGCAAUGUGAUAAAUAAAACUUGUCUACUUAAGGACACACAGAGAAGGAAGAAACCGA